Molecule: messenger RNA, 792 nt
Organism: Trichophyton rubrum CBS 118892
Lineage: Eukaryota; Fungi; Ascomycota; Eurotiomycetes; Onygenales; Arthrodermataceae
Exons: 2
Coding region: 385-792 (135 amino acids)
Source: RefSeq, a predicted model, not a curated record
UAUGCUGUCCACGCAACGCGGUGAAAUGCGCUACGGGAGCCGUCAGGUACAGACACAACCCCUGGCAGCACAUAUUGUUACUAUAAUGUUGACUAGAAUUGAUAGGAAUAGACCCUAUAGGAAUAAAAGAAAGUCUUCCUCGGCCAUGGUGCUAUGUUCAGCUUUUACCGCGUUUCAAGGGUGGCUGCUCGGAAUCAGUUACUCUAUGGAUGUCAUGGAUAUAUUGCUAGUGCCACGCUUUAGGCAUUGAUAUCGCGUCACCGCACUCAAGGGAGAGCCGAAAUUGCGGUAAGACGUGUGUGCACAGUGUAGCAGGUUCAUCAAGCUAAACGUAAUUUAGCCGAUGGAGAGAGAUCAUACAUCAGCGAGUAUUUCUGCAACACUAUGCAGCUUGCCACUGAUGUGUGUAACAAGCUGGCAAGAAUAGCGAGGAAGAGGAGGACGGACCGCGUAGUUGAUAUGAAGCAGCACGCUAAAGGUCUUGAUGAAAUGGGAGGCGGCCGGGGCAAGGGAGUUCAACCGGCGGGGGAACGUAUCGCUAUUUAUCUCCGCAUCACUGGACUACGGGAACAGGGAGACUCGGUUCGUCCUUGUGUUGUUGAUGCCGUGGCGAGAGUGAAUGCAGGGCAGAUGUAUGGGAGUACAGGGCAAGGAAUGCCAGCAUGCGGUCACCCUCGCCCCGGCGCGAAGUCCGGUUCUCCAACGUCCCGCAACGAUCAAGGUGCUCGUGCAUCAAGAAGAGCUCUCAAGCGAUCUGCAGGUGCAUCGAACUAUUCUGGGAUCGAAAAGUAA